UUCGUCAUGAAAUGGAGUUCCGUGCGAAAUAAUUCCUUAACGUGAGGAAACACAGAGUGCUUGAAUGACCAUUCAAUAUAAGAGGGGGCUUUCGCUACAGAUCUAGUAAUUUACGGAACGUCCUGCAUGAACAAGACCAUGGGGCUGGAAGCUCCAAUGGUACGCUACCUUGUGCGCCUUGUCACCGUCUUCUUGUCCGGUGUUUAUUGUCAAAUUGGGGUGCCCCCCGAGUGUACUCCAGGGGGACACACACUGCUCCAGAACCCCUAUCGGAGUGUUAGCUUCAGCUCUCAGCAGCUGCAGCAUUCAGCCCUGCAGGACUUCAUCUGCGACCACUCCCUCGCUCCUGGCUGGUAUCAGUUCCAUAUCUUUGGCAAACCUGCCAGCAUGCCAACUGAAUGUGUGGAGGUAAAUCACUGCGGGACACAGGCCCCCGUGUGGCUCUCUCUGGGGGAGGGGGAAACCUUGCCACGCCCCCUGGAGGCGAAGCAGCUCACUGCUUGUGCGACCUGGCAGUUCUUCUUCAGCAGCAAUAAGGACUGCUGUCUGUUUCGCAUCCCUGUCACUGUGCGGAACUGUGGGGACUUCUAUGUGUACCUGCUUCAGCCAACACAAGGGUGCAUGGGCUACUGUGCACAGGUUAUGCCAGAGUCAAAGGCAACUGUCUGCGGCCCUGAAGAGAUGGACAUUGGUGGAAUUUGUAGAGCUAAACAUCCUCCUUCACCGUCUCUUCCGGAGAUUGUGGCAGAAACAUCAGGCCAGAGCAUCUACCUGAAGUGCAGUUUCGGGGGACAGAGUACAAACAGCUCUUUAGGGUACAUCGUGGCGUGGUCCCGUCUCUCUCCCGAGGGGCAAAAAGAGGAGCUGAAAGAAGAGACAACCAUACAGACCUUCUCCUUCAUUGAGCUGGAUGGAAUAAACCUGCGACUAGGUGAUAAGAUUUACUGCAGUUGCUCCAGCUUUUUUCUUGACUCGCCAAAUACCAGAGGGACAUCUGUAGAAAGCAAGGAGUUCUUUGCGGGGAUCAGGCUGAGUCCAGAGGUGGCAUCUAUCUCGGAGGAUGGGCGCGAGUACAAAUUGGCCAUAGAGAGCACAGUUCCCCUCCCCUGCUCUUCGGAUGACCCACUCACAGAAGAAUGCUCUCUCACUUUACACCUGAGUAUGAGCAAUCAAGGAGAGGAUCACUUGGGCCCGAACCUGGCGCUUUCUGCAUGUCAGGUAGAGCUCUCACGAUCACUCUGUGGGAAUGGGAGUUGCAGCUCAGCGACGGUCUACUUCACCGCUGUGAUAGACUUCGUCCAAGAUGGGGACAGGACCACUGAGAUCUGGGUCAAACCCAUUGUCAGUAUGAACUUCCUGUGGAGUGGUUACAUACCUCAGAGUGCUCAGAUCGAUGUAAAGGAUGUUCCAUUCGCCUACUGCUACUCUUUUACUGACCCUCAUGUUAUAACGUUCGAUGGCAGGAAGUAUGAUAAUUACAAGACAGGGACCUUUGUGCUCUACAAGAGCACGAUGUGGGAGUUUGAAGUCCAUGUUCGCCAAUGGGAGUGCGGCAGCCUACAUUUCCCAUCAUCCUGUGCAUGUGGCUUUGUGGCCCAGGACAGGGGCGAUAUCAUUGCCUUCGACAUGUGUAAUGGAGAGCAGCAGAGUGCAAGGCCACACCUCUCUGUGAAGAACAGAGACACUGUACGAAGCAGCAUUCGCAUCACAGAGUCCUACCAGGGCAGGAAAGUGACUAUCACAUUCUCAUCUGGAGCAUUCGUGCGUGCAGAUGUGGCUGAUUGGGGGAUGAGUUUGACGCUGAGGGCCCCCAGCUCUGAUUUCAGCCAUACGCAGGGCUUGUGUGGGACCUUUGAUGGGAAUCCCCAGAAUGACUUUCACAGUGUGGGCGGCAUCACUGUGCAGGAUGCAGCGUCAUUCAUUUCAUCUUGGAGACUCCCUCCUGGCAGUAGCCUGUUUGACAGCGUGCCAGCAUAUGAGAGCUCCCCAAACACCCUGCCCUACUGUAACUGUGAGCGGGAGGCACGCCAAUCAUCCGCCAGGCCCCAGUCUCAUCUGGACCCUGGUCACCUGACCUCCUGCUCUCACCAUGACAAUGUCAGGCUCCUGGGGGUGAUACCCUCUCUGGAUGUCACAGCUGAAUACAUCAACUCUGUGGAGCUUGACAGAGGGGUGGACAAGCACCAAGCCAAGGCCACCUCAAGGGGACAGGCUGUCCAGAGUAGCCAGGGCAAAGGAGCCAGGGACAGCUCUGUUCAUGUGAGGGGCUUGAAUGUGAAUGAUGGCCCCGAGGACCACUCCCACAGUCCCGAUGAGAGUCGGCUCGCUCGGAGCAGAUGGAGGCGGCAGGAAUACACGUUCGUCUCCAACUUCCCCUUCCAGAGUCUGAGUCAGACCGACCUUGAGAGCUUCACAUACUUCUUUGCCGAGGACCACGUGGUGGACAACCAACCAGAGCCCUCACCCCCACCAUCCUGGCCCACAGACUCUGGCUUGACAGAGACCCAGGCUUCUCAGCUCUGCCAGCACACAGUGGCCAACUCUAGCGUAGCUGCGACCUGCGGGCGCCUGCUGGGUGAGGCGCUGGACAGUGUGGUGGACAUGUGUGUGACAGACCUGCAGCUGAAGGACGAUCUGGCCUGGCUGGGGGGCGCACUGCCCCUGCUGGAGAAUGAGUGUGAGAGGAGGCUGGUGCAGGAGAGGGAGCGUAGUCAACACCAGGACAUCCUGUCCUUCCUCAAGUGCCCCAACCUGUGCAGCGGGAAUGGACAGUGCUCUGAGUGGGGCUGUGUUUGCUUCCCUGGGUUUGGAUCAUACGACUGCAGCAUUCUCUCUGAUCAGAUCCCAGAAAUCACAGAACUGGAGAACCAGGGACUCUGUGACGUCCGACAGUACGACUGCUCCACCGUGCGAGUGUUUGGUCAUGGGUUCAAAGACUCCUUUGAACUGAAGUGUGAAGUUGUGAAGGAGAAGUUCAUCAACGGGGAGUGGGUGCUGGAGGACCCGCAGUUCAUUCCAGCCACCUUCUUUAGUGAUACCUCCCUGGACUGUCAGCUGCCAAUAGAAAGCAGUCAGUCCACUGAUGGGCUGGACCUGGACAUGGUGGAUGACAAACCCAUCGCCAGGUGGCAAAUUAAAGUGUCCAAUGAUGGGUACAGCUUCAGUAAUGCAAAGAUCCUGACUCUGUUUGAUGGAGCGUGUCAGAUCUGCACGCUCCACACCGAGGGCCUCUGUACUCUGAAGGAAAGAACGUGUAACAUUGAUGGCCUCUGCUAUGGAGAAGGAGACCUCAAUCCCAGCAGCCCUUGCUUGACGUGCCGCCCAGAGUCUUCCAAGUUUACGUGGUCAAUCACUGAGAAAAACGAACCGCCAGUGUUCCAAUCACUCCAGACCAGGCUGCAGACCUUCCAUGGGGAGAAUUUUGUGUACCAGUUCCUGGCAUCAGACCCAGAGGGCUCAGCAGUUCUCUUUACUCUGGAAUCUGGGCCAAGGGACGCCGUCCUUUCCCCUGCUGGGCUGCUGAUCUGGAAGGUCACGUCCACUUCACCACAGACCUUCGAGUUCGCUGUGACGGACGACUGCAGCGCCGAAGCCAGGGCCUUUGUAGAGAUUACAGUGCGACCCUGCAACUGUCUGAACGGAGCUUCCUGUGUCACGGACAUUAAAUAUCCCCCGGGGAGCGGAGAGUACCUGUGUGUCUGCCCUCCAGGGUUUGAGGGGGACAGAUGUGAUGUUGACACUGAUGACUGCAGAUCCAGCCCUUGUCACUUGGGGAAGUGUGUGGAUGGACUUAACUCUUACUCCUGCAUCUGUCCACCUGGUCUGACAGGUGCAGCCUGUGGCGAGGAUGUUGACGAAUGUGCUUCAGCACCUUGUUUCCCCGGAGCUGGCUGCAACAACACUCUGGGAUCUUUCGUCUGCGGGUCGUGCCCUGCAGGAUACCAUGGGGAUGGGAGGAACUGCAGACGUAAAGAAGGUGAUGACUAUGGGCAUGAAGUAACCCCUGGGGUAAGCCCAUCUGCUGGGAGGAACCAGGGAUCUCUCAGACCCAGGACUGGUCCUGUGAUCCUGAACCCCUGCUCAAGACGCCCUUGCUUCCCAGGUGUGCAGUGCUUUGAGAGCCCACAUCUGGCUGCCGGGUACACCUGUGGGCCCUGUCCACCUGGGCUGCAUGGCAAUGGUCACACCUGUAUCAGAGGUACUUCUGGACAGAGACCUGUCACCAGCCCCGGUGAAGGAAGUCCCCAAGCAAUCUCUCCCGGCAGCUCCCAGCAUGUUCCCCUGAUCCCUUCCUCUACCUCGACUUCAAGCUCCCAGCCCAGGAGGCCCUCAGAAGGCCCCGUCUCAGGCAGCAGGCGAGUGUCACCGACCGAAAGGAAGACUCCGUCAGGUACACAUACAGAGGACAGGAGUGUCCCCAGAGCUGAAACUCCCACAGUUCACAGAGGUGUGCCUGACAGAGAGAGGGCUCAGCCUGGACAGGCCGACCUGGAACAGACGGGUCUCUUGCGCCCCACGGUGACAUGCAGUGACUCUCCCUGCUUCCGUGGCGUGCCCUGUGAACCCUCCGAAACAGGCUCCUUCAAGUGUGGACGCUGUCCAUACGGAUACACUGGAGAUGGAGUCAUUUGCAAAGCCGUGUGCCGGUACCCAUGCGGACGGAACAUGGAGUGCUCUCAGCCCAACACCUGCAGCUGCAAGGAGGGAUACACAGGAUACAGCUGCCACAUAGCUGUGUGCAGGCCCGACUGCAAGAAUCGAGGGAAGUGUGUGAAGCCGAACACGUGUGCCUGUGCCCUGGGGUACAGCGGGCCCACCUGUGAGGAAGCUAUCUGUGAGCCUCCCUGUGAACACGGGGGAACAUGUCUGGCCAGAAACCUCUGCACGUGUCCCUAUGGCUAUGUGGGACCCAGAUGCCAAACAAUGGUGUGUAACAGACACUGUGAAAAUGGUGGGGAGUGUGUGUCUCCCGAUGUGUGUAAGUGUCGGCCAGGCUGGUAUGGGCCUACGUGCAGCUCAGCUGUCUGUAAGCCAGUAUGCCUGAAUGGUGGGACCUGCAUAAAACCCAAUGUCUGCGUCUGUCCCAGCGGAUUCUACGGAGCUCAGUGCCAGAUCGCUGUGUGCAGUCCACCUUGUAAAAAUGGUGGUCAGUGCAUGAGGAACAAUGUGUGCUCCUGUCCUGAAGGCUACACCGGAAAGAGGUGCCAAAAGAGUGUGUGUGAUCCCAUGUGCAUGAACAAGGGGAAGUGUGUGGGCCCCAACAUCUGUUCCUGUGCCUCUGGAUGGAGAGGGAAGAAGUGCAGCAUCCCGGUCUGUCUGCAGAAGUGUAAGAAUGGUGGCGAGUGCGUGGGGCCUAACACUUGUCACUGUCCCACUGGAUGGGAGGGCCUUCAGUGUCAGACCGCAAUAUGCAAGCAGCAGUGUCUCUAUGGAGGACGAUGUGUGCUUCCCAACUUCUGUCACUGCCGUCCAGGCUUUACAGGCAUUGCGUGUGGGAAAAAGAGACACUGCAGGUGUGACACACGGCUGGUAGUCCGUGAGAAGUACAGCAUUGAGAGGCUGUGUCUUUAG
Megalops cyprinoides (Indo-Pacific tarpon) is the source of this 5571-nucleotide messenger RNA. RefSeq names its product von Willebrand factor D and EGF domains (gene vwde). The record is from RefSeq and is a predicted model, not a curated record. Bases 127 to 5571 code for a protein of 1814 amino acids. Gene Ontology annotation, molecular function: signaling receptor binding; calcium ion binding. Lineage: Eukaryota; Metazoa; Chordata; Actinopteri; Elopiformes; Megalopidae. The transcript is spliced from 33 exons. Gene Ontology annotation, biological process: anatomical structure development. Gene Ontology annotation, cellular component: extracellular region; cell surface.